CAGAAACGCGAAGAGUCCAGCUGGUUAGAGCACCUGGUCGACUGGAGCACGCUGACCUCCCACGGGAUGGGAUCGGUCCACACGGACAAGGCUCUCAAGAAAUUCGCCAAGUGGGUGAGCGGCCGGCGGAACUUGCCCGAGUUUGACCACGCCAUGGUCUUCACUGCGUGAGCAAUCGUUACAGCUUUUCUUGUCUUUUUUAUGGUUUAUAAGUUGCAUUAGAUAUUUUUAUGUAUAUGUUAUAUUGCAUCUGUUAUAUUUGUAUGUCCUAUAGUGUUAUAUUUUAUAUUUCAUGCUAUAAAUUACCCCCCAAAAAUGUCGGCGGCGAUGCGUGCCCCCCCCCCCCCCCCCAAUCAACUGCAGUUACUUGACAAUACAUGCAUUCAAGGAGCGCACUUGAUAAGAAUCCCAAUUAGCGCUAACUUCUGGGACAUAGGAUUUUUUCCCGCAUGAUGAACACAGAGUUACAGCCAUGCGUACAUACAUACGUAGAGAAUUAAUAUUUGUGGCGUCACAUUGGAUAUGUUUGUAAUGUUACAAUGUUAUGUUAUUUUUAUAGUGUUACACGUUGUUACAAACACUUUAUGUCAAUGCUCAAGGAGCCCAUUUUAUCCACGAAAAAUACUACCGUACAUCCUGUAAAAAAAAAGGGUUUGCAAUAAAUGAAAAAAAAAAAAAAAAAAAAAAAGAAGGUAUAACUGGCUCCAUAACUUACCUUUUAUAACUAACCUUUCUUGUGAAACGUCAUAACACAUUUAGUUGACGAAAAAGUAGUCAGCAUGAAAAGUAUAAUUUAAAAAUUUACCCGUUUAUGUUUCAGGUACCGUCUGACCAUCAAACAGGGUAUUGGUCUCGGAGGUAAGUAAUAGAACGGAACAACUGCAUAAGAUCUUUUUUUUUUAUUUUGAACUACUUGAGAGGAAAAACAAUGCUGACACAGGUUUUAAUUAAAUGUUUUUACAACGGUAUUUUUUAAUUUACAGCCAACACUUAUAAACCGAAUUUGAACUCACAUUUUCAAACAGAAAACACUGGUUCGAUAAGGAAUCAAGUCCAAUAUUAUUGUAUUACUAGCUAUAUCCCGCCAAACGAUGGGGGCCACAUAAUAGCGGCCUCAAUGCGUGAACUUCCCAUCAAAGUGUCUUGACAAAACAUGAAUUCCAGUGACACCCUUUAUAAAAUUCCCAAUAAGUGUUGCCCCCACUCCCCCCAAAGUACGUCACCGCCCCUGAAUUAUAUUACUAUUCUAAUGACCCCCCCCCCCAUUUUUACGCCACACAUGUAUUACACCAACUAUUUCACAAAAACAAAAGAAAAUAAUCCGCUCCAAGCGCACUUGCGGUAUUUUAAGAAUCUCAUUUAGCGCAGUUAGUGGAAAUUGUUUAUAGUGAAAUCAGCGCCCACCUGGCCGCGUUAGGGACAUCGUUACAUAGAGAAUUGUAAGAUAAGAUUGAUUUUGGUCUUGGUAGCCAGCGGUUGCAUCUCUCAACAUUGGAAGAAUGCUGACAACAAAAAGCGCAAUUUCAAGAAAUGUGGCAUUGACAAAAGGAAAAGGGGAAAAAAAAAAUUUUUGGAGUAGAGUUGGGCAAUGUUGUGACAUGCACAGUUUUUAUUUUUACACAUUAUUACACCGAUUUUUCCCCAUUCUGUGAUAGUUAUACGUUUAUACUAUUGAAAAAAAUCCUGAAGAGGUGGGGGGUGAGAGUGGGAAGGAACAUGGGGCGCUACGUGCCCCAUGACCAGGGAAGCUGCCAGGCAUCAUGACAAUAUCAAAGCUGAUAUCGUAUCGGGAGAGAUCCGACAAGUGAGCCUCAAUUCUGACUUGUUUUUGUUUUUUAAUGGUUUUGAUUUAUAAAAAUCAAACUGACCACGCAGCCUUCCUCUUUGACCCCCUGACAGGUAUGGCCUAUCUGAACGCUAUCUGUGAUACCUCCUCGGGG
Molecule: messenger RNA, 1940 nt
Organism: Lymnaea stagnalis (great pond snail)
Lineage: Eukaryota; Metazoa; Mollusca; Gastropoda; Lymnaeidae
Source: the annotation of a GenBank genome assembly